UGCAAGGCUCCAAAAUGGUGUUUCAGGGCCGGCCAGAAUUGUCGGGGCUAUUUUUACAGCUGACCGAACCUGCCAGGGCCCAGUUUCGGGCCCUCAGACCGCCCUUAAAUCCGUGGCAUCUGCCGUCGUAUCCUUCAGCAGCUAUUUCCCCCAACCACUACUCAUUACCAUAGCUAAUCUAUCCCCCAAGAAACGUGACCGAACCAAGGAGAACCUCGAUAGAUAAUGCAAGGGAGCCGCGGAGCGAUUAAUAAGAUAAGUAAGAAGUAUAGCCCUCGCGCCUACGUACAGGUGUACUGGAAGGGGCGGCACUACGAGUACACAUCCCACGACGAGACUCGCUGGCCGAGGACAAGGGAUGACCUAGAAAUCAUCUACCCCUUGAUCACUCAAUGGACUCCAGCAACAUUCGUGAAACGACCGCCAUUAAGCUCUAACUUGAAAGCCACGCCGGCGUCGCUAGGGAAGCCGCUCGAAUCAGCGGGAGAGCAGCCAAUGGAGCCAAAACUAGCUAAGGAUAGAUGGACUGCGAGGGAUUGAUAGCAUGAGAGGGGGACUUGGAGACGGCGUUCUGGAUGGGCGAAGGAAGUGGCAGGGCCGCGGGGCAUGUACUACGAAUAUUCCUGCUGUGCUCCUUGCAGUCCC
Messenger RNA from Microdochium trichocladiopsis, 645 nucleotides. RefSeq lists its product as uncharacterized. The record is from RefSeq and is a predicted model, not a curated record. The transcript has a single exon. NCBI's taxonomy places the organism in Eukaryota, Fungi, Ascomycota, Sordariomycetes, Xylariales, Microdochiaceae. Bases 226 to 540 code for a protein of 104 amino acids.